CCUCCCCGGACGCACAGCCCGCUCGCGCCGCCGCCAUGGAGCGCCCCGGAGCCGGAGGCAUAGAUUCCAGUGAGUGUGAAAAUGUGUCCAAAGAACAGGAAACAUCAGAAGAAUCUGAAGCUAAUGCUAUGGAUUCUCUGAUAGACAUGCCAUUUGCCACUAUAGAUAUUCAAGAUGAGUGUGCAAUCACUGAUGUGCCUCACUUAAAUUUGGAGAGAAGUAAAGAAAAUGAACGGAUCAGUAAAGAUCAAACAAAGAAGAGGAAAAAAAAGCAAAAAGAUUAUCAACCCAACUAUUUCCUAUCCAUUCCGAUCACCAACAAAGAGAUUACAAGAGGAAUUAAGAUCCUACAAGAUGCAAUAAUACAACAAGACAAACAAUUGGCCAAAGCAAUGAUCAGUGAUGGCGCCUUUCAUAUUACCCUGCUAGUGAUGCAGUUAUUGAAUGAAGAGGAAGUAAACAUUGGCAUUGGUGCUCUUUUGGAAUUAAAACCUGUCAUAGAAGAAAUCCUCCAAGGAAAACAGUUGAUUUUGCCCUUCCAAGGGAUUGACACUUUUGGAAAUCAGGUUGGAUUUGUGAAACUCGCCGAAGGAGAUCACAUAAACCCACUUAUGGAGAUAGCAGAGGCUGCAAAAAGCACAUUUCAAGGAAAGGGCAUCUUGGCAGGAGAAAACAGGAGUUUUAAGCCUCAUUUGACUUUUAUGAAAUUGUCCAAAGCGCCGUGGCUCCGGAAGAAGGGAGUGAAAAAAAUAGACCCCGAAUUCUAUGAAAAAUUUAUCAGUCACAGAUUUGGAGAAGAAAUGGUACAUCGCAUAGAUCUUUGCUCCAUGCUAAAGAAAAAACAGAGUAAUGGUUAUUAUCACUGUGAGUCUUCAAUUGUGAUUGGCAAGAAACCUAUUGGAUUCCGGGACUUAAUUAAUGAAGCUUUGCGUCGAGAAAGGAUGGGUCUGAAGUCCAAAGUGAAACAGAUAAAGGAACUUUUGUUAAAGCCUGAGACUCAGGCCAGGAUUAGGAAGGAGCUUUUUGAAGGAAGAUCUAUUAACAGUAAUCAAGGAAACCAGGUUGGUUUCGGUGCAACUUUGACGUAAGCGCUACAUUGUUAUCACGGUACCAUAGUUAAUGAAACCUUUUCGGAUGAUUUCUUAGGUCUUUGGUAAAUACCAAAGGAGUGUUCUAAUAGGGUCCACACAACAGCAAACCAACAUUUGGUAAGGAAUGAACAAUUUCCUGCCAAAGAAAAUGGAUUCUGCCCUGUUUUGUCUUAAGCUCACCUUGGGGUCUAGUAUGUUUCUGUAAUAUCAAGAGUUAAUUUAUAGAAAGGACUUCUUAAUUAGCUGUUGUGAGAUGUUUCUUGGGUUCUCACAGAUAAAAUAUACAGACUGUGAAAAAUCAUUUACAUACAAAAAAUACAGUAUUUUAAAGAUCACUUGCCUUCUGUUGAUGUGAUUUUUGUUGUCAUUAAAUCAGAAGUAGUAUUGUUCACACGUCUGUAUCUCGUGUUACUUUUAAUGGGAAUUUGAAUGUUUAUUGAACAUUAGUACUUGAAUGAACAUUUAUAAGUGUAAUUAUUACAAUUACUGGUUAAGAAUGUUUUAUAAUAUCCAUAUGUAUUAUUUUUCAAUGAUCAAAGUGUAGUUUGCUUUUUCAUUUCUUAAUGAAUAAAUGUUUGGGAUUUUUAUUUUCUACUUUUCUGAAGAUAAGCCGUAGGUCUUACUGUAUCCCUUACAAUCUGAAUUUGUUUGCACUGGUUCAUUUUUAAAGAAAUUUCUUGAAAAAUUUCCCCCCAUAUGAUAAUCAUUGGUAACAGCUUUUUCUAUAGUCAGUGUCAAGUGGCUGCUACUAAGAGAUCAUGUUGGAGAGGAAAUUAUUGGAGAUCAAAUAUGUAAUCAUUUCAAAUACAAAAUCCAGCUUACUCAUGGAUUUUAGCUAUUUUUUCACGGGGUAAAUUCUACAUUUAUUUAUAAAUGAGUUUAUGCAUUUUCAUGCCUCUUAAUAAAUGUAUUGUUUUCCCUUGU
This is a messenger RNA of Hyaena hyaena (striped hyena), 2015 nucleotides long. RefSeq names its product A-kinase anchoring protein 7 (gene AKAP7). The transcript is spliced from 8 exons. Gene Ontology annotation, molecular function: protein kinase A regulatory subunit binding. Gene Ontology annotation, cellular component: cytosol. Lineage: Eukaryota; Metazoa; Chordata; Mammalia; Carnivora; Hyaenidae. The record is from RefSeq and is a predicted model, not a curated record. The coding region runs from base 36 to 1088 and encodes 350 amino acids.